UUGAUCUUUCCGAAUUUAAACUCCCGCCCCCUCCACAUCCCCGGUAUUUCUAUCGAGCUUCAUCGACAUAAUUCUGCCGGCCUAGCCCGACGUGAUAAAACCUUCGCGAACAAUGGCCGACCAGUCCGCGCCAGCAGCUCCAAUUCCUGGCAGCACAGACCAGAACCCUGCGUCACCUGUUCAUCCGCUCCAGGCGGAGCUUAUUCCCGCUGAACUACCAGAGGAUAACGAGGACGACGACAAUGACUCGGCUCUUGGUGUCAAUGACGCUUUGAGUUCGACCGCGUCUGUUGCAUCAAGCGUCCUCCAUUACCGAACCAUCCAGGGCCGUACCUAUCACAGCGAGAGAUACAACACAGAGUAUAUCAUGCCCAACGACGAUCGGCAGAGCGAGUCCAUCGACAUCACACAUCAUUAUCUCACGCUUCUCCUUGGCGGCAAGCUCUUCCUUGCACCCAUCAAAGACGACAUUCAGAAAGCUCUUGAUGUUGGGACUGGGACAGGAAUAUGGGCAAUUGAUUUUGCCGAUCAGUUUACCAACACUGAAGUCAUCGGCAUGGACCUCUCUCCAACCCAGCCGACCUGGGUCCCGCCGAACCUCAAGUUUGAGCUCGACGACGCGACGCAAACGUGGAGCUGGCCUGAUAGCACGUUCGACUUUGUGCACAUUCGGUACCUCUUUGGUGGCAUCGCCGACUGGAACGCGCUUUUCAAGCAGGCCUACCGCUGCUGCAAGCCGGGAGGCUGGGUCCAGUCCUGCGAGGCCGAUGCCUCUGUCUCCAGUGAUGAUGGUACUGCCGAUGGAAUCCCUGCGAUAAAGACGCUGAACACGCUCAUAAAAGAGGGCGGGAAGAAGUUUGGCCGGAGUCUUUGCGUGCUUGAGGAAGACUUGCAGAAGAAAGGGUUUGAGGCGGCUGGUUUUGUCGAUAUCCAAGAGGUGAACUUCAAGGUCCCUGCCAGCGGGUGGCCCCAAGACCCCAAGAUUCGAGAGGUUGGGCAGUUUGUCAAGUUGGCGUUGGAGAAUGAUCUUGAGGGAUACACGCUGAUGCUAUGGAAAAACGUCCUGAACUGGCCCGAAGAGGAGUUCCAAGUUUUCCUCAUGGGCAUGCGCAAUGUCUUGAAAAACAAGCGUAUCCAUGGAUAUUUCAAGGUGCGCUAUGUGUACGGGCGUAAGCCUGCGGAUGGGAUGGCUUAAAGCCUUUGCGUCCAGUGGUCUUCAUUCUUCCGUUCGUUUCGGUUCCUUCCUCCCUCCCCUACGAUACGCAUGUUUUCCUCUUUCCUAGUACCUUAAUUAGCUCUCCAAUCUCAUCCUUCUUCCGCACCGUGCGCUUUGGACGUGCCCUUGAUCGGGUCCACACCCACGCGCUUUGCCUCCUGAUUUAGAGCAUCUAUCCCCGCCUGCCCGAGUUGUGUCUCCCGCCUCCUCC
Phialemonium atrogriseum is the source of this 1427-nucleotide messenger RNA. Its product is annotated as S-adenosyl-L-methionine-dependent methyltransferase. The transcript has 9 exons. Bases 113 to 1195 code for a protein of 360 amino acids. Gene Ontology annotation, molecular function: methyltransferase activity. NCBI's taxonomy places the organism in Eukaryota, Fungi, Ascomycota, Sordariomycetes, Cephalothecales, Cephalothecaceae. The record is from RefSeq and is a predicted model, not a curated record.